CCGCGGGCCGCCUGCUUUGCCGGGCGGAUCAGGAGCCCCCUAGGCCCCGCGCCGUCGGGCCGCGAAGCCCCCUGGUGACCUGGAAGGUUGAGGCUGGAGUUGGGGCCGAAUCCCUCUCGAGGGUAUUCAAGUGAGCCGGAACGUGGACGCCUCGUCCUCCAGGCCCGUCGGGGUCGCUGGUGGACCCCGGCCUCGCCAAGUGAACUGGAUAUGAUCUCCACGAGGGUGAUGGACAUUAAGCUUCGAGAAGCUGCAGAAGGCCUUGGGGAGGACAGCACGGGGAAGAAAAAGUCCAAGUUCAAAACAUUUAAGAAGUUCUUCGGGAAGAAGAAGAGAAAGGAAUCACCAUCUUCCACAGGAAAUAGCACCUGGAAACAAAGUCAGGCGAAGAGUGAGGUCAUUGCCAUUGAGUCAGGGCCAGUGGGCUAUGACUCAGAGGAUGAGCUCGAGGAGUCGAGGGGUGCGCUGGGCAGCCGGGCCCUGUCACAUGACAGUAUUUUCAUUCCUGAGUCUGGACAGGAUCCUACUCGACCUGUGCGGGUGUUUUCCCAAGAAAAUGUGUGUGACCGGAUUAAAGCCCUACAGUUAAAAAUACAGUGUAAUGUGAAAAUGGGGCCACCCCCUCCUCCAGGGGGUCUUCCUGCCAAGCGAGGAGAUGACACCGGCAUGAGUUCUGAGGAUGAUGGUCUGCCCAGGAGCCCCCCAGAGAUGUCCCUGCAUGACAUUGGUCCCGGCACAACCAUAAAGGUCUCUUUAGUAUCCUCAUCCCGGCCACAGUCUCCAGACCAGCUCUCCUCCAGGCACGUGAGCGAUGCCAGUGUCUCCCCCCGCACCUCCGACAGCAGCGUGGCACCCGUGGCUGAUUUCAAUUACCCUCCAGAAUUUUCCUCCUGCCUGGACAAUUCUGCAGCUAAGCACAAGCUCCUGGUUAAGCCCCGCAACCAGCGGUCCAGCAAAAUGAGGCGGCUGUCUUCGCGAGCACAGUCUGAAUCCCUGAGUGAUCUGACGUGCACCCCAGAGGAAGAGGAAUACGAUGAUAAGUCCUUACCCAAAGUCAGCACAGAAGAGAACCCCAAUUCUGCACAGCAGGAUGUGGGACUGGACAGAAGCCCUGAGCCUGGAGGACUAGCCACCAUGCUGCAAUCUGGGGGGCCACGGGCUAGGCGGGCACGCCUGCAGCACUGCCCUGCACUCAGUGCCAGCGCCGAGGAGAGCUUCCUUGGGGAUAACACCUCAAGCCGCCCAGCCACCCCCGAGGUCAUUGAGUCCGAGUCGGGCCCAGUCCCCCGCGUGGAGUCCCCAUCUCUGCCAGAAGGUUCCCCGCAUCACCACCAUAAUCCUGACAGCGAAAUCCAGAGGGAGGAGCCGUCCCUGGAAAGCACAAGUCCCCCAGCCAGGGAAACAGCUGAUGAGGUGAUUUGUGCUUCUGGAGACAUCGAGAUUCGAUUAUCCCCCUCCAUCCCCGAGGGGGACACGACGCCUCCCGAGACUGACCCUGCCGUCACCUCGGAGACACCCCCUGGUCUAGAUGGGCCAGACCAAAGUGUCCAGAAGGAGGUGGAGCUGACGCUGGAAGCGCCCGAGCCCGAGGGAGCAGGGAAGGGAUCUCCAGAGGCCCCUGCCCCAAGCCCCCCGGCUCCCAAGAGCUGCUUGAAGCACAAGGCCCCGGCGAUGAGCGAGAGCCCCGGCGCGCCGGCCGCCUGCGAGCCGCCUGCGGAGGAGCCCGCUCCCGGUCCCCUGGACGGAGAGGCCGAGCCGCCCCGGGCCGAGCCCGCGGAGCCCCCACAGGGGGGACCGGAGAGGCCGGCGCCCGAGCGGAAGGUGGAGCGGGCAGGCAGCGAGCUGCGGGCCGUGAAGUUCUCCGUGUCGUCGGGCCGGGCGUGGCCGCGCUCGGGCAGCGCCCGCCUGUUGGAGCACGCGGGCCCCGCGGGCGCCUUGCCGGUGCGCCUGCCGCUUCUGAGGAGCAGCCUGGCCUGGAGGAGCGAGGCGGCGCUCGACGACCUGCGGGCGCCCCCCGAGCCCCACGGCGGCGGCGGCUCUCGGGACUCGGGGGACGCGGCGGCCGGGCCGGGCCGGAGCCCCCGGGACGCCCCGGGAGACCCCUGCCCGGCGGCUCGCGAGCCGACAUCGGGGGAGGACAGAGGCCCCUUUGCCGUCAAGCUGCGCUCCACGUCUCUGUCCUUCAAGCACAGAGAGGCGUCCUCUGCCGAAGCAAGAGGGAUAAAGAGAUACAGCGCUGAAAUCCGGUUAGAAAGAGGGGGGCUGGCUUUGCUCCCCAAAGACGAGAAAGGUCAGGUCGCGAAGGCCCCCUCCCCUCGAGGGGCACGGUCCCCGCACGAGCAGGGAAAGGGGAAGGCUCGGCCCUCGGAGCCGCUCAGCUCCAAGCCGCCCUUGCCCCGGAAGCCGCAGCUGCAGAGCCGCCCCCUGCCGUCCCCGGACGCGGGCCCCGGGGAGCUGGUCAAGGCCGCGCUGCCCCAGGACCUAAGACGGGAGACCCGGUCGGCAGAGACGCGGUCGCCGCACAGGGCAGCUGAGAAGGGUCCACCUCCUGCAGCCGAGGGCCAGCCUGCACCACCCUGGAUCACCAUUGCCCGGCAGAAACGGCGAGGGACCCCCAACCAGCCCCCUAACCAGGAAGACAAGCCUGGGGUCCGUACCCUGAAGUCAGAAAUAGGAAAGCAAGCCAAGGCGCCCGAGAGAACCCAGGAGCCCAUGAAGCAAGCUGACUUUGUCCGCAGCAAGUCUUUCCUGAUUGCUCCUGCCAAACCCACUGUGGACCGGAGGCAGGGGACAAAGCUUCGCCUCCAGGAGGGGCUGCAAAGAGGAAUCUCCUUGUCCCAUCAGAACUUGGCGGCUCAGUCUGCAGUGAUGACGGAGAAAGAAUUGCAUCAGCUGAAGAGAGCCAGUUAUGCCAGUGCAGAUCAGCCAUCCUGGAUGGAACUUGCCAGAAAGAAAUCUCAAGCUUGGAGUGACAUGCCCCAAAUUAUAAAAUAGGCUGACAGCCUGCUGCUAAAGAACGUCCACUACCUUGAUGGGUCACUUACUUAAAAACUGCCAGUGAAUCAAGGCAAACAAACUGUGAAACCGAAGAGUGAUUUUAUCAGGUUAUGGGAGAGCGAGCCUGGGGAAGAGGAAGGAACCAGGCCAACAAAGACAGACACACAGCCACAAUCCUGGGCCAGAGGUGCCCUAAAACAAGAGCACCAUUGAAAAGGGCCAGGAACAAGGUCCUGUGCCCAAAGGUAUGAAUGUGAGUCUUUGAGAAUUGCCUUGAUAAAGAGGGCUUGGCAGGAAGAAAACAGAAGUGAGCAGUGAAAGCCUUAGUCGGAAGCUCCUGCAAGGACAAAGGGAAGGUCUUCCAGGAGAACGUGUGUCUGUGCUUCCACCUGAGGUCAACUUGUGUCUCCGGGUGUGGUCUUGCCUGUGGAUCCUGUCUUCUUUCAAUGUUUACUAUUAGGCAUGACAUUUUUGGUAAAACAGGGAUGCCGUUUCCAAGAGCAGCUAUUAAACAGUUUUCCUGAAGACAGUCUCUCUAAGAAGGAGCAGAAGGAACAUAGCCGGGUUCAUCAAUUCAUAGACUGUUUCCAAAAAUAAUUUUUAAACUUUUCCACAAGGCAUCUGUGUCCUUAACCAUUGCACAAUGCAUUGCCUGUUCAAUAAAAGGUUUCAAACAUG
Molecule: messenger RNA, 3675 nt
Organism: Felis catus (domestic cat)
Lineage: Eukaryota; Metazoa; Chordata; Mammalia; Carnivora; Felidae
Gene: CRACDL
Product: CRACD like
Exons: 10
Coding region: 211-2994 (927 amino acids)
Source: RefSeq, a predicted model, not a curated record